Molecule: messenger RNA, 2423 nt
Organism: Cydia strobilella
Lineage: Eukaryota; Metazoa; Arthropoda; Insecta; Lepidoptera; Tortricidae
Product: zinc finger protein 62 homolog
Exons: 17
Coding region: 179-2356 (725 amino acids)
Biological process (GO): regulation of transcription by RNA polymerase II
Cellular component (GO): nucleus
Molecular function (GO): RNA polymerase II cis-regulatory region sequence-specific DNA binding; DNA-binding transcription activator activity, RNA polymerase II-specific; zinc ion binding
Source: RefSeq, a predicted model, not a curated record
UUCCAAAAUUCGGUAUUUCGGUUGUAUUUGCGAACAAUCAGUUUACAAGGCUGUGUGACGACCUCUCAAGGCCCUGGAAGUGCUAGCUAGCUGAAGAAGGACCAGGAUCCCCGAAAAACAUCGGCGUGUGCUCAAGAUUUUCAGAUAAAUAUUUUGACAUCGUGCCAUUUAGUACACAAUGGCACCGCCAUUUGUUGCUUGCCGUAUUUGCCGGAGCGUCGAAGGAAAAUUGAAAAACUAUACGGACAAUACAUAUUUAAUAAAAGCGUACGAAGAAUUCAGUGGAUGUCCGUUUGUAGAGUGGCCAUACAUGACGAAGUUCUGCCCAGAAUGCGCCUGCCUCAUCAGGAAGGUGUACAAGUUCAGGAGGAAAUGCAGAAAAUCCUACAAGUUUGUGAUGCAACAUUUGGAGUCGGGUAGAAAGAUCACCAAACAGUUCAUUCAGCUGAGCGGCACAAGCCUAUACCACAAGCCAACGGACCUGUCCACAUGGCACUCCUAUCGCAUACCCACCACAGACUACGUACACAACCCGAAGGCUUACAAGCCAAAGAAGAAGAGUGUGGAGGAGCCGGUUUUCUAUAUUAAACAUUUGACAGUGCCAAAGGACUUAGCAACCGAAAUACCAACAGUGGUCCCGGAGCCAAUAUACGAUUUCAACGAACGUUACUACGACUCCUCAGAUCUCGAAGAAGAAUUGCAAUUCAAACCACGGCCUAGAAUACCUACUUACACUCUUACAACUAAGGAACAAACCUUGACCAUUCCAGAGAAACCAGUAGUUUUUGAAGAACCAGUGCUACCACCAAUGAUAGUGGAGAUUGAACCACCAGAAGAGGCACCGAUGAUAGCGGAACCGGUUGAAGAUCCGGUGAUCUUGCCGGAGGAACAAAAUGUGGCUGCAAAUUUGUGUAAACUGGACUUGAUUGAGGAAGAGGAGAUUGAUGUCAAAAUGGAGGAUGAUAUGAUCGACGACAUCUCUGAAGGCCACAUUGAGCACGAUUACGUUGAAAACGAAGGAAAGCUAGAAAUGAAACUGGACCCAGACAAUCUGACGCUGCUGGAAAUUAAGGCUGAAAUGGAACGAGAUGGUGAAAAUGUAGAAAAGGGAGAGAAGAGAAAGAAGCGCGGGAAAGAGAAAGAGGAUUGUCGAGUGUCAAAAAAAAGUCAACAGCUUCAAAAGCGAGCGAGACGGAACCAGUCCAACCAGGAGCUGGAGGAGCACUUCACCAUCACGCAAUUCCACACUGAGGAAGACCAGGUGCAAGAGUUCCUAAAGAGGAAAGUGGGCGAGGGCUACUUGGAGGGCAAGUACAAGUGCGAGCUGUGUCUCAAGAGCUUCAAGGAACAGAAGUGGAUGGACGCGCACAAGCAGAAACACGAGCCGCCCGCCGGAUCCUACAUAUGCACAAUUUGCCACAUCCGGUGUCGAACCCCGAAGCUGUACCGCACGCACCGUGACUCCAACCACACAACCCGCUUCUCAUGCAGGCGAUGCCAAUUCUUCACUUAUAGCAAAGCGCAGGCGCUAAAACACCACGGGUGGCACGAGGGCGUCGAGCACACCUGCCAGCACUGCGGCGCCACCUUCCGUAAGCACACUACGUACAUGGGCCACCUCCGACGCGCGCAUCCUUCUGCCCAUAUAUGCGGCGUCUGCGCACGCAGCUUUGUCAGCGCGUACGGACUGAAUCUACACAUCAAGGCUGUUCACAAGGAUAUAAAUAAGUUAGAAAACGACAGCACGCGCUGUGAGGAGUGCGACGUGACGUUUGUGUCGCGACAGAUGUAUGUCAGACAUUUACUCAUCACAGACAGACACAAGGAAAUAUCUAAAGAUAUAUUAGGCUGCCGAAAGUGCGGCGAGCAGUUCGAAAGUGCGGAGGAAAUGGAAAAGCACACGCACUAUAAGGAGAGGAAGUAUGUACGGAAAGACGCGCCGAGACGGACCAUCAAGUGUGACGAGUGUUCAGAAGUGUUUUCACAUCCAAAUGGCGUGUACCAGCACUAUCUUCGCGAACACCCCGACACGCCAUACCGGUUCGCGGUGAGACGGCACUAUCUGUGCGAGCAGUGCGGCAAGACUUUCAAGUCGCCGGGCUUGCUCCAGCAACACGGCCUCAUCCACCUCGGGCUGCGCCCUCCGGCCGCCAAGAAGCCCCCGGGCCGCAACUCGUGCCGUCUGUGCGGGAAAACGUACAGCAAGCUGAGCGGACUGUUCAGACACAAACUGACACACCUAGGCGUCCGUCGGCACAAAUGCCAUAUCUGCGAGAAAGCGUUCACGGACACGUCUAAUCUGAAGCAGCACGUGCAGGGCGUGCAUCUCAACAUACGAAGGAUAAGGAAGCGAUAAUACAGUGCUUGCAGGCGUAUGUUUUAUUGUACCGCGAAAAUACAGUGUUCGCAGACGUAUGUGUUUU